GAGAAAUACUAUGAGAAUUUGGAUCAAUUAAGACAUGAAUUGAACCAAUUUAUAAGUGCUGAACAUAGACAACAACUUAAUGGAUAUGAUAUAUUGGAAGUCAUAAAGCAAUUGGAUGACUUGAGGCAUGACAUCGACCGAUCCAAACACGACAACCAGACGUGUCAUAACUGUGUCUCUGCUCUAAACGCUGCGAAACUAAUCAUAAAAACUCCUGAUUUGUUGAAAUCUGCGGCCAAAACAAUAUGUAAGACUAGUGACGAAGUGGACCGGGUAUGUGUGGGCACACUGAAUGUGAUGGCAGAUCCUAUCGUAUAUAUCCUACAAAAUUCAAAGAUAACUGUCCCCGAAAUGUGUGCCAUUCUGUUAAAACCCGAUUGUAUGGCACACUUAGGAAAGGCUAUUACUCCUCAAGUGAACUGGGUGUUAGAUCUACCGAAACACAAACCUUUUAAUCCUGUGUCGGGAAGUGGUAGACAACAGAAGAUGUUGCACUUAACUGACGUCCAUUUGGACCUGUAUUACACUCCGGGAUCCAACUCCAUGUGCGACGAACCCAUGUGCUGUCGGUCCACAUCUUACGGCCACAACCACUCUGCGGGCUAUUGGUCUGAACCGGCAAAGGAUUGCGACACUCCUCUCAAUUUCAUCGGCGAAUCCAUAAAACAUAUGGCCGAAAGUCAUAAGGAUAUCGAUUUAGUGAUCUGGACGGGAGAUAAUGCACCCCAUGAUAGCUGGAACAGCUCUCAACAGGAGAACUUAGACCACAACAAAGCGAUGGCUGAUUUGGUUAAGAAAUCAUUUGACAACAAAAAUAUAUUCCCCUGUAUUGGCAAUCACGAGCCCCACCCCUUCAAUAUGUAUGUUCCCGAAGAAGUGUCCAUCAAAACAGACAAAUACUUAUCGCUGAGUUGGCUGUACGACACACUGGCAGAUGACUAUUGGUCGCAAUGGAUAAACACACCGACGGCUAAGAAAACAUUUAAAAAGGGUGGCUAUUAUUCAAAGCAAGUUACCGAUGGACUCAAGAUUGUUGUCUUGAAUAAUAAUGUCUGCAUUUCUCGCAACUAUUGGUUGGCCUACGAUCCCGUCGAUCCGGACGGUCAGCUCAAGUGGUUUAUAGAUGAGUUGGACAGCGCAGAGACCAAUGGAUUAUAUGUUAUGAUUAUAACUCACAUGCCUUUAAUGUAUUGCUACAUGUCCUGGGCAAAUAACUAUAUUAGAAUAACGGAAAGGUAUGAUCAUAUAAUUGUUGGCACAUAUCUGGGUCAUACACACAGCGAUGAGAUCGAGGUCUUAUACAACAAGAACACCACAACCAAUGAGACAUAUCCCAUAUCUCAUGCUUAUAUCGGAUCAAGUAUUGCCUCGUUUUCUUAUCUCAAUCCCGGGUAUAAAGUGUUCACUUUGGAUAGCACUGGACGGCCAUUAGAUUUUGAUAUCUAUUACACGAAUAUGACUGCAGACAACAUCGCGGGUAAAGAUGUGAUUCCCAAAUGGAGUUCUGAUAAAUCACUCAAAAGUAUCUAUGGUUUGGAUUCUUUAUCAACUGAUUCGUGGCAUAAAUUCUUAGAGAAUAUUCAGACGGACGAUCAACUUCUGAAGCUAUAUAUGGAUCAUUUGCACCGAUAUAGCUAUGAUUAUGAGAAGUAUUAUCUGAGAAAAGUCAAAUCUAUAAUCCUAUUUAUAAUUAUGUAA
This is a messenger RNA of Oppiella nova, 1698 nucleotides long. The record is from the annotation of a GenBank genome assembly. Lineage: Eukaryota; Metazoa; Arthropoda; Arachnida; Sarcoptiformes; Oppiidae.